Messenger RNA from Venturia canescens, 3599 nucleotides. It is a transcript of the gene U4-U6-60K, whose product is annotated as U4-U6 small nuclear riboprotein factor 60K. Gene Ontology annotation, biological process: mRNA splicing, via spliceosome. NCBI's taxonomy places the organism in Eukaryota, Metazoa, Arthropoda, Insecta, Hymenoptera, Ichneumonidae. Gene Ontology annotation, cellular component: U4/U6 x U5 tri-snRNP complex. Bases 1089 to 2669 code for a protein of 526 amino acids. The record is from RefSeq and is a predicted model, not a curated record. Gene Ontology annotation, molecular function: protein binding; U4 snRNA binding; U6 snRNA binding. The transcript is spliced from 5 exons.
GGUGGACUCUACCACAAUAAAGACAAUUGUUCACACUAUGACUAUCUAUCUCGGAACACCGAGUCAGCGUUCCAGUAUUAGAGUUCAGUGGGUGCAACUCGCAAAGCAGGAUUCCCGUGAUCCGGGACUCGCUUCACAGGCUCACUACAAUACAAGUCUUGUGGCACAUGCCCCUCCGCGGGGAGAUAGCAUAUCAAAGGACAAGAAGAAGAAGAAUACAAGUCUUACCAUUGGUGCUCAGCGCAAAUACUGACGAUGGUGGAUAUAGAUAAGGAUAUAUGUCGACCAUGUCGACUAAUGUUUAGAGAGUCGAAAUGUUUUCAAAUUAUCCUUAUUUGAAACUCCGAAAUAAGGAAGCUUUAUACUAUGUAAUUCAUAUGGAUGCGUAGUAUUUAUUGAAUAUAAACUGUAUAUGAUUUCAUAACUAUUUAUCAAUAACAACAUGCGAAGACUAUCAUAUUUCUUACUGACUAAUAAUCAUUUAAUUAUAGAACUUACUCAUCAAUAGCCACCCAAAUGCUCUCAUUAUUUUAAUUUUUAAUAAUAUUAACAUCGGAUAUCGGAUCAAUGCACAAAAUAUGUAACAUUAGUGUGAGGAUUUGCAAUUUCGUGUUUUUUAUUUUUGAUAGAAAUCAGUGCACUUUACUGACGAAAAACCUUACUCGUUUUUCUAACCAACUGCUGCUGUCAAGUUAUGUUUCAGAAGAUUCAAAACAGUAGUAGCCCGCGAAACAAGUACAUAACCUAUAAUGCAGAUAAUACUUACCAUGGUGGUAUAUAACCUAAAACAACAUCCAAAGAAAGCGUUCAAAAUGUUUGAUGCCAAGUUUUUAUACCGGUGAUCCGGAAUUAAUUGGUUAUCAAACACCACGAAAAAUAUUGCGGAAUCAACUUUUCGAUGGAAACAUUGAAAAAUUCGUUAACUGGAUAAUUAUUCAAUCGUAAGCUUACAGAGGACGAAAAUAUCUCAAGUUGUGUUGCCGGUGUUCCUUUUAGGUUAGUAGUCUCACAAAGCGUGUUGAAAAAUUGUCAUACAUUAACAAUUGUAUUUGCAAUCGUUGCUAAUUGGAUCGAGAUUCGUGUUGAUCAUGUCGGACGAUGAAGAUUUGGUGUACGUGAAGAAGCAAAAAAUUGUGCAUUAUGGUUCGUUGGAAGAGACUGAGAGGGCAAGACUCGCUGCUAACGCAGGCGAGUCUUCCGACGAUGAAAAAGAUGGCCCAGGAACAAAUGAUCUUUCGAGUGGUGGUAUGGCUCUGGGCAAUGUACACAUAUCCAAUGAGUACAUGGAUCUUGAAGAUGAGAUGUCCAAAGAUCGUCAAGCCCUGCUAGAGGAAUUUGAGCGCAGGAAAAAAGCAAGGCAGAUUAAUGUUUCCACCGAUGAUUCUGAGGUCAAAAAGAAUUUACGACAAUUAGGUGAACCCAUUUGUCUCUUUGGUGAGGGUCCUGCCGAUCGACGAGCCAGAUUGAGAGAACUUCUUGCUAGUCUUGGCGAAGAUGCCAUUAAAAAGAAACACCAAGAAGAAGAAAAGCCUGCUCAUCCACCAGAACGUGAUACCGAAGCUACUUGGUACCACGAAGGACCGGAUUCUCUUCAAAUUGCUCGAUCUUGGAUUGCAUCAUAUUCAUUGCCGAGAGCUAAGGCAAGGUUGGACCGUGCAAGAGAAGAGCUGGAUCUUCCUGGAGCGACGCGCACAGCCCGUCGUCAAGAGCUAUUGAAAAAGUUACAAGCACUAACAAUAUACUGCUCACAAAUCGGAGACACGAGGCCCAUAUCGUUCUGCGAGUUCAGUCCAAACUCAAAAAUGCUUGCGACUGCCUCGUGGUCAGGACUUUGCAAGUUAUGGUCUGUACCUGACUGUAACCUUUUGCGAACUCUUAAAGGUCACACUUGUAAUGUUGGAUGCAUUGUUUUUCAUCCUAAAGCCACGUUAAGCCAAGAAGUAGUGAGCGAAAAGCCUGGCCAGACGUGCGUACUUGCAAGCUGCGCGUCAGACGGAACGGUCAAAUUGUGGGGAAGCGGAAGCGGAGAAGAGCCUCUUGCAGAGGUCGAAGGUCAUGAGCCACACAGGGUCUCGAGAAUUGCUUUUCACCCAUCCGGACGGUUCCUUGGCACAUGCUGUCACGACUCUUCUUGGCGGUUGUGGGAUCUCGAACAGCAGGCUGAAGUACUUCAUCAGGAGGGACAUGCGAAACCCGUUCAUUGCAUAAGUUUCCAAGGCGACGGCAGCGUAAGUGCGACUGGAGGUCACGACUCAUUCGGGCGGGUAUGGGAUCUUCGUACCGGUCGCUGCAUCAUGUUUAUGGAAGGUCAUUUGAAAGCUGUAUUCGGGAUUGAUUUUUCAUCAAAUGGUUAUCACAUAGCGACCGGAAGCGAGGAUAAUACUUGCAAGAUCUGGGACUUGCGUAAGCGUUCGUGUGUUUACACAAUCCCGUCGCACACGAAUUUAUUGUCGGACGUGAAGUAUCAAAAGGAGGAAGGGCAGUAUCUAGUCACGGCAUCGUACGACGGGAGCGCAAAAAUCUGGUCGAAUAAGACGUGGCAGCCUCUCAAAACGCUGCAAGGUCACGACGGUAAAGUUAUGUCAGCCGAUGUGUCCGCGGAUCAAAAGUUUAUUGCCACGAGCUCCUACGAUCGAACAUUCAAACUGUGGGCACCAGAAAAUAUGUGAGCACCAUCUAAUACAACGAAUAAUAAAAUAAUUGAAAUGAAAUAGAAAAAUCACAAGCAAAAUGAAGUAAAACUCUCGUGUGUUGGGGAGUGUCAAUCGUGAUUAUGCGAGCAAACGUUGAACGUUGUCUUAGGAGAAUUUGUGAUUCGAGGGAAAUAACGGAAAAAUAAAACUUGUAAUAUUACUAUAGCUGCGCAAAUUUCCAUUAUUUUUGUUUUCAAAAUCAUUAAUAAGUCUAUCAAGCGUUAGUUCAACAAGCUCUCGAAUGAAUCGAGAAAUCACGGAACUUGGAUCAACAUGCGCUAAUAAUAAAUCGUCGGAGGUUCAUUUCCUUUCUUCAUUUUUAUGGGUCUGUUGCUUUUUAAUGAACAAAGGUCAUGGAAGAAAAUACAAAAGCGAUUCGAUACAAGAGUUUCAUUCGUUUUAAAGGCCGAUCAAUACUUGAAUACUGUUCUAGGUGUCAUUGUUGACAAACCAUUUUGCUUGGAUAACGUUUACUAUGUGUUUAGCGAGGAUAGGAGAUUCAUCCAGACCUUUGACUUUUAUAGCUCACACUCCGUCGAUACGAAGAAAUGUAAUUUCCACCAGAUCCCUCCAAGUUUUAUUGAACGUUUUACCAUCGACUCGAUCUGCUGCGUCAGGCGAAAGUUUCUUUAUACUUUUCAGGAAAAACUCUUGAAUUUUCUCCUUCAUUCGGUGCACGCGGAGAUUCCUUUUCAUUUUUACGUCCUCGUGAUAAGUUUUUUUUUGACGCAUGCGUUAAAUAAAACGUGACAUACUUUUACAGCUCUAAAAAUUGCCCCUUUAGCAGUGAUGAAACAACAGUUUUUUUAAUUCAAGAGUUUUUUCUAUCCGAGCGGUUUAUGUGAAAAAGCGUUGGCAAUUACUUCCUCCCAAGAUAAGGGAGAAAAUAAAAAGUUUUCUCGUAAA